AUGAGGGAUGGAAUUCAAGGGCUCCGAUGCUUGGCUGUGACGGUCGUUGUCUUCUUUCACAUAUGGCCAAAGACUUUCAAAAAUGGCUUCCUUGGAGUGGAUAUGUAAGCUCAGCAAAGAAGCGCUUAUAGCUACAUAGUAGUUUGCAUUUUUUCAUAGUAUUAGGUUGAGUCAAAAUUAUCCGGCGGUUUUAUUGGCGCGUUUCUUGUAAGUUAAAAUUUAUGUUUUGUUAAUGUUUUUUUUUUAUAAAAAUAAUCUUCUCUGGUUGGUUAAUAAAAUGGCAGUCGAAACCCAUACUCAUAUUUGCCACAUUAUGCUCUACCACUUCGAGAAAAGUUGGAAGUCAGCACGGUCAUUCCGCGAUCUCAACGAACUUUUCGGCGAAGGAACAAAAAAUAGACACGAUUUCCCAGUGGAUGAUUCCGCUUCUGUCCCACCACACAUACCACGUAGCCUUCUUACAGUGGACGUCUUUUGGUACCAACUUUUCUCGAAAUGGUAGAGCAUAAUACGGCGGAUAAGAGUAUGGUUUUCGAAACACAUUUUGUUAACUAAAUAGUAAAGAUAAUUUUUAUUAAAAAACAUUAACAAAACUCAAAUUUUAACUUACAAAAAACGCGCCAAUAAAACCGCCGGAUAAUUUUGACUCAACCUAAUAUUUAAUUUUUUUCGGUUCGACUGAUAACACAGCAACAACCUUCUACAACGACAUAUAGCUUUAGCUUCCCAAUGCUUUUUCCGACCUCUAAAACCAUUUUUUCAGUUUCUUUGUCAUCUCCGGCUACUUAAUGUGUAUGUUGAUGUCGCGCCGUGAGCUUACCCUGAGCUCCGUCUCCGACUUUUACUACCGUCGAAUCAAGCGGAUCUUCCCUCCGUACAUCUUCAUUUUGAUUUGCACCGUCAUCGCGGCGACCGUCUUUAUGGCGCCGACGGAGUUGGCGGACGUCGUUCGCAAGGCCUACUACUCGUCGCUGUUUGUCAGCAACUUCAAAGGCCUUCCGCUGCGCGGCUACUUUGGCACGUCGACAACUUUUGACUUGUUUUUGCACACGUGGUCGUUGAGUGUGGAGAUUCAAUUUUAUUUGAUUGUGCCGCUUGUGUUUUGGCUUAUGCAGAAUGCAAGGCAUUUGCAUCAGUUCGGAGACUAUCUACUUAUUGGGGCGCUAGGAAUGGUUAGCUGUUUCCUUCAGUUUUAUUAUGAAAACGGUAAGAAGGACUUUAUGGCGCACGUCAAUCCAAAAUAGAAAAAAAAAUUCCCGCCCCUUUUUGGUGAUUCGUUCAAAACGAAAUGUCACUAUCCGAUAAAACGCAUUUUCUUAUCUUUUUUCUUCCUUUUCGAGAAAAAGCAAAUAUUGCGGGCGAGAAAAUGUACCGAAAAUUUCGCGACAUUUCGUCUCUCUUUUAAGCCAAUGAAAACGAUACGAAGUUUCGAAACGGCUCAGGAAAUGCGCUGGAUUGACGUGUGGCGCGGCUUGUAACUUCAGUUUGCGGGAUCGCUAUGGAUUCAGCAAGGGCUGAGCAUAAAAUCUCCCUCUGUAGAGCAAGGUUCAUAACCAACCCCGUCUAUAACAAAACAAUUUCAUUGGUCCGAAUGACUUUUUUCGGGCCGCGCAGUAAAUUUUGUCACUUUUUACUUCUCGUUUUUAAAACUGCGUAAUUUACGACAAAUGAAUUUUUAGACCUUUUUUCUUUAUUCUCAUCCUCCUUGUUUUAGUCCAAAACAUCUCCCACAUGUCGUUCUAUUGCCGAAUAUGGCAAUUCAUGUGUGGAUUCAUCGCUUACAAAGCUUACAACCAUCUCAAAUCGACCAUCUGCAAAAAGCCACGAGUUGUUCAGCGAUUCCUUUUUGAAGCCUACUACACACUACUGUUUUGCCUACUCAGUUUACAACUUGUUUAUGAGUGCUUCUCGACAGCACAGCUCUCAAGAUACUUCACAACCGUCACCACAACAAUGCUGCUAUCGGCUCCGGAUGAAACCGCAGUUUUGAAAUGGCGACCGUUCGUCUUUAUUGGUGAUAUCUCAUAUUCAAUCUACUUGAUUCAUUGGCCGUUUAUCAAGCUGGUCCACUACGCAAAUUAUGAUCAAUACAAGGCAAGCGAUGGACUGCCCUUUGAAGGUGAGGAUUUUAAAGGCUGUCAUUUGUUCUAGUCGCGCCAUAAAGACCGUACAAGUUUUUUCACCGGCAUCGUUGCGGUGCGAAAAAAUGCAUGUUGCUUGUGAAAAAACGGGAAGUUGCGGCGGUGCCUGCAAAAAGCGGAUGAACGCACUGCGCACGGUUAUUAUUCCAGGACAAGCUGCGCCGGGAGGCCACAAGCAUGCACAAAGCAAAAUGUCGGUCUGUCGGGAAAAUAAUCAACACUCUGUCGCAGCAGAAAUCAUGUCUCCGCCGAGAAAAUGAAUUUUGUGGUGACAAAAUGAGAAUGCUUUUCAUUUCAGUGACGCGAUCCGCACAGCGACAUUGUGUUCAUUAUUUUUCCGACGGAUUGAUGAUAUUUUUCCAUGCGACACCAUAUCGGCAGUGCAAUCCAAUUUCCUUUCUGUUUGCACUGUGCAAUCAAAGAUACGAACAUAUCAGUCUGUCGGGAAAAUAACGGCGGGUCGUUGCGCCUUGGAAUCGCCAAUCGUCACGUUGCGACGGCAACCGCAUUCAUGCGCGACUACACCGGCUUUCGACGUGGCGGGACAUUUCGCUGCGACAUCCCGCCCUUAUUUUCCCGACAGACUGAUAGGAUAAACAGCUUCAAUAGUGGAGAAUUUAGUCUGAACGACGAAUGGAUAUUAGUCCUUCCGGAAAGUCGCCGGACUGAAAUCAGCGAUGUGAGAAAUCCAAAGUUCACUUUUGCACUGUGCAGUUUCUUGAUUUUUUCCUCCGUGCAACAGGCUUUUUUAGGUUGUCGGGAUGACUUUUUUUGCACAGUGCAAACGUCAAAAAUUGUUAGCCCGUUAAUUACUCUGAACAAGGAGAUGUAGCUUAUAAAAAAAUUGCUAAAAAAUUCAAACCCGCAAGAACCCGACCAAUAUAGCCUUUGGAGAAGAACUGGGGACCGAAUUUGACUGAUGUGAGAAAGCGGCAGUCAUAUCAGUCUGCCGGGAAAAUAACGGCGGAUCGUUGAGCCUCGGAAUCGCUCAUGAUCGCUUUGCGAGGGCAAGCCGCAGCUGGGAAUUCGGUGCGCGGUAGCGGCGAGGCAGGACAUUUUGUUGCGACGACCCGCCGUUAUUUUCCCGACAGACUGAUAUUACAGAAUAAAACAAAAAAAAUUUCUUUCAGAGACAAUCUACCUCGCCAUAAUCGCAUGUUACGUUCUCUCCUACAUUGUUGAAGACCUCUUCAAAUACCUCUUAUCCUUUGUGAAAACCUGGCAGCACUUAAUUUUGACCUUGGCCCUCUGCUACAUCUCCCUGUAUGCCGCCUCAAUCGUUGCAUACCACAACUCCUCAAGUUCUCGGCAAAUCUUGCACGAAAAUCAAACGUUGGACGACCUAGUGCACUCGUUGUAUCAGCAUCGGGAAGAAGAAUGGCCAUUGGAUGAGCUCGCAACUAUGGAACUAAACAAACAGAUGUACGACUACGGCACAAAUGAUUGGGGAUUCUGCACGGACAUGAAGCAAUACCUGCAGACGGAAAAGAAGUUCGACUUGGGAUUCGCUCAGUGGAUGUGUCAUGAAAAGGUAAGUAGAAUGCAACGGCAACAACGGAGGCUGUAUCAGUGUCUGUAGGGAAAAUAAUGAGCACUCUGUCGCGUUGAAAAUUGCAUCACCGCCGAGAAAAUUAAUAGUGUCGCGGCGAAAUCAAAUUACUUUUCGCUUCAGCGACGCAUCGACAUUGCGCUCAUUAUUUUCCCGACAACUGAUAUUCAGUCCUGCCGAAAAUUGGCUAAUGGCUUUUUCAUCUCUCCCAAGCAGUCCCGGGCCACGCUUUGGAAACUUUGAAAAUUGGCAAGCUUUGGGCUUGAGACUAAAAAUUUGUAGACAUUCUCUCACAAAUUUAGUGCAAAAUUUGCAUGAAAAUCGAAUUUUCGCUCAUUCGUCGGCAUUUUCAUUCAGGAGGAAGGUUGGUUGAUCGCUCUUCAAGAGUUCUGAAAAUCCAAAUUUCCCAAGAUUUUAAACCCUUUUUGAAAUUUGCAUAGUCGAAAUUUGGAAUCAUGGGGAUUUCGAAUUUUCAGAGCUCUGAGAGAGCGGCCACACAACCUCACCCGAGAAAAAAAUGACCCCCAUGUGAGCAAAAAUUCAAUUUUUAUGCGGAUUUUGCACUAAAUGUAUGAAAAAAUUGGAAUGUCAAAUUGGUGCCAGAAUAAAAAAAAAUGUAAUAACAAGAAUUCGUAUAUUUUAAACUUUUAGGGCCUCAAAACCUUCAAAACUCUACAUACAUUCCGCAUAGGGCAAACACAUCCUAAAAAUCGGCAGCACUGCUGCAACAAAAAGCCCAGGCUGAUCAAACAACAAAGAAACGUAGCAUAUUUGGAGCUUUUUUUCUGCGAAUAUAAAAAUACCGAAUUUAGAAAGUCAUCCGUUUCCGAAAUACGAUUGAAGAGCAUUGCCUGUAAAUAUAAUAUAUGCAUCAAGAUAUUAUAGAAACAAAACAUACUCAGCGAGCUUUCAGGGCAACGGCAGCAAAGAAAUUGUCAUUUUCGGCAACAGUUUGGCCAGAGAUCUUUUAUUCGGGGUAAAAACAAUGUUCCACAACAUUGCGGGCAACAUCACAGUUAUGGCAGCUGGCCAUUGCUCUCCGUACAUGGCCAAAUUUGCAAAGGAGACCGUGUUUUGUGGGGAGAUGUGUAUUCAACGCUGCUUCGAGUUCGAGGAUCAAAUUCUUGAUAUUUUGGAAAAUUGGCCGAGAAAAAUCGAUAUCAUCAUUGUGCAGCAUUCGUAGGUUACUGUAAUUUUUUGAUUUUUCUUGAAUUAUGAUCUUAAGUUUUUGGGUGAUUUUAGUUACGGCGAGUUCAAGGGCAUCAAGUACACGGAACAGGACGAGUUGCAACGGGGAAUGCAAAAGUUCUACACCGCGUUGGACAAUAUUGCGAAUGAGGCAGUGAUUAUGCCAUAUGGGGAAGUGUGGGCUCCAAACGAGUUCCCAAUCUAUAUGAAACGUGUGGGACUUGGGCAAAGGGACAUCAGCACUUCCGCCGAGGUAAGUUUAAAAUUUGAAACGUAUCUCUUCAUGCAAAGGUUAUAAUUUGAUGAAAAUUUGGCGAGAACUUUCCGUGUGGACUUUUGAACGCUUUUUGAAAGUUUUUGCCGCGGUUUUGUAGAUAAAAUUAUGACCAAAAAGUGUUUUUCUGACAAGGGAAGUGCUCCAAGUGCGACGCUCAGAUUUUCUUUUAAUUUUGCACACACAUCGGUCAUGAACUCAGCAUCAAUUCUCGAAAGAUUUAUGUCGCGCUUUGCAAGUGCCACCGAGAUAUUGAACGAUCUUUGCCGCCGAGAGAGUACGCUAAACGCGGAGAGCGGUCAGAGAGAAAAACACUUUUUCAUCUUAAUUUUGUUAGUUUCAUACGGAAAAAAAUGAUUUUUUGUUGAAACAUUACCCUCUAUGGUGGGAAAUAGGCAUGAACCUUUUCGUGCCGAAAUUCGGGCAAAAGGUGUCAAAUUUUCGCCAACUUUCAAUCUAAAAAUCUCGGUUGUUUCCGCAAACCGCGGGCUAGGAUUCUCGCAUAUAUUUUAGAAAAUAUUGUUCCAAAUUUGUGCCAAGUUUCAUCAAAAUCUGAGCGUCGCACUUGGGGUACUUCCCCUGUGAAAAGAGAAGUCUUUGACGAGGGCAAUCCCCUAGCUCGCGCUUUGCAGAAAAGGCCGAGGUUUUAGAUUUAAAAACCGGCUAAAAUUUGAUAUUUUUUGCCGAAGUUCGGCACGAAAAGUUUCAUGCCUAUUUCCACCAUAGAGGGUAAUGUUUCCACAAAAAUCAUUUUUCCCCGUACGAAACUAGCAAAGUUAUGAUCAAAAAUUGCUUUUCUCUCGGACCGCUCUCCGCGUUUAGCGUACUCUUUCGGCGGCAAGGAUCGUUCAAUAUUUUUAACAAACUUCCAUAUGAAGACUUCAACUGUUAUCUUUAGACCCAGCGAUCGACCGUUUCCGACAUCAACAGGCGAAUUGACGACAUAAGCUGCACGAAAUGCAUUAGAGUCGACUACAGCCAAAUCUUCUGCGAAACCUCGAAACAGGGAAGGUGCAAAUUUGUCAGUCCACACGGCGUCCUGCAUUACGUCGACCAUAUGCACACAACCAUGUAUGGCGGUCUUUUUUACGGAGAGCUGGCGCUUCGCCACUACGUAAAGUUCACAGUUAGUCUAAAGAACGUUGAUUACAAGAGUGUGAAUUAG
Bursaphelenchus xylophilus (pine wood nematode) is the source of this 6317-nucleotide messenger RNA. Lineage: Eukaryota; Metazoa; Nematoda; Chromadorea; Rhabditida; Aphelenchoididae. The record is from the annotation of a GenBank genome assembly.